GGGGGCGGGAGUUGUUGCCUGCAGCGUUUGCAGUGCACAAGAGUUUGCAACUUAAUAGCAACGCGGUUGCAAGUGUGCUUGAUUUUUAACAAGUCGCAGGCAAGCGCUGGCACUUUGUUAUAAUGGGUUUACUGACCAUCCUGCAGAAGAUGAAGCAGAAGGAGAAAGAAGUCCGGUUGCUGAUGCUUGGCUUGGAUAACGCCGGGAAAACCACCAUCCUGAAAAAAUUCAACGGAGAGGACAUCAGUACCAUCUCCCCGACCCUGGGGUUUAAUAUCAAGACACUGGAGCACAGGGGCUUCAAGCUCAACGUUUGGGACGUGGGUGGGCAGAAGUCCCUGCGCUCUUACUGGAGGAAUUACUUCGAGAGCACGGAUGGGCUCAUCUGGGUGGUGGACAGUGCAGACCGGCUGAGACUGGAGGACUGCAGGAGAGAACUGGGGGGGCUGCUGCUGGAGGAGCGUCUGUCCGGAGCUACUCUGCUGGUUUUUGCAAAUAAACAAGACCUGCCUGGCGCCCUGUCUAAAGACGCCAUCAGAGAGGCUCUGGACCUGGACAGUAUAAAGACUCAUCACUGGUGUAUUAUGGGCUGCAGCGCAGUGACGGGAGAGAACCUGCUGUCUGGAAUCGACUGGCUGCUUGACGAUAUCUCCUGCAGGAUAUUCACGGCUGACUGAGGAGCGCCGGGGAGCAGACUGGCUCUGCAGGGACGUGCGUGCGGAAAUAAACACACACACACACACACACACACAAACCUAGAUACACACAGGUACACACCUAGAUACACACAUGCCAGCAUAAGCACUCACACACGCGCUUACAAACAGGUACACACACACACAAACCUGGAUGCACACAGGCCAGCAUAAACACUCGCACACACGCUUACACACAGGUACACACACACACAAACCUGGAUGCACACAGGCCAGCAUAAACACUCGCACACACGCUUACACACAGGUACACACACAGGUCUAGAAAUACAUGCAUGCUCAAGUGUUAUUUGAAACAGAAUUUGAUUUACUUAAAAACUAGCGAGGAUCUGUUUCUAAGACAGUUUGUUUUGUUUUUUUAUUUUCCAGUGUUUAUAGUGAUUUUUGCAUUGACUCCCAAACACUGUGAAUCUCUCACCUUACAGCCCAGAGUCUGGAGAAUGAACUUCCACGCUGCAAUUACACAGAAACGCCGCUAGGUGUCUCUUUAAACCAGGAGAAAUACAUUUAAAAUACAGCCG
Polyodon spathula (Mississippi paddlefish) is the source of this 1237-nucleotide messenger RNA. RefSeq names its product ADP-ribosylation factor-like 2 (gene arl2). Lineage: Eukaryota; Metazoa; Chordata; Actinopteri; Acipenseriformes; Polyodontidae. Gene Ontology annotation, biological process: protein folding. The transcript is spliced from 5 exons. The coding region runs from base 123 to 677 and encodes 184 amino acids. Gene Ontology annotation, molecular function: GTPase activity; GTP binding. Gene Ontology annotation, cellular component: microtubule cytoskeleton; cytoplasm. The record is from RefSeq and is a predicted model, not a curated record.